AUGCUUGGAAGGUUCAACGGACGACUAAAAUUGCACGGUAGGCAAAGCACCGGCACGAUUUAUGUUUCAGCUCGAAACCUGAAUCUUCUUGGCACUGACUGGAUGGAAGCUCUCGGUCUAUGGGAUGUGCCCAUCUCAGCCGUGUGCAGCAAAGUUGCCACCGCCAGCACUCCGUUGGAAGAAGAAGUAAAGUCGAAGUUUCCCUCACUGUUCGACUCAUCGCUUGGAUUGUGUAAUAAGAUGAAGGCAUCGCUUACACUCAAGGUAGGAGCUCAGCCAGUCUUCAGGAAGAAACGCCCGGUCCCAUUCGCAGCGGCCGCCCAAAUUGAAAGCGAGCUCAAAAGGCUGCAACUGUUGGGAGUCAUCGAACCGGUCACGACCUCGGAAUACGCAGCUCCGUUAGUCGCCGUCAAAAAAAGGGACGGCCGUGUCAGAAUCUGUGCAGAUUACUCAACAGGACUCAACGAUGCAUUGGAAUCGAACCAGUAUCCAUUACCAGUACACGAGGAAAUUUUCGCCAACAUCGCGCCGUUCAAACUUUUCUCUAAGGUCGAUUUAUCAGAUGCUUUUUUGCAAAUCGAGCUCGAUGACAACGCCAAAAAGAUGAUGACCAUCAAUACUCACCUGGGACUGUUCCAGGUAAACCGCUUGCAACCCGGGGUGAAGACAGCUCCAGGCAUCUUCCAGAAACUCAUCGACGAAAUGCUCAAGGGAGCCAAGGGAGCUUUCGCUUUCAUCGAUGAUAUUAUCGUGGGUGGAACCGACAGCGCAGAUCACCGAAGGAAUCUCAUGGAAGUCUUGAAGAGACUGCAAGAUUACGGUUUCCAUCUUCGAAUCGACAAGUGUUUGUUCGCCCAGAAGAAGCUGGAAUUUUUGGGCCUGAUCAUCAGCGAAGAUGGUUUGAAACCGAGCACAGAAAAGAUCGAGCUACUGCGCAACAUCCCAUCACCAAUAAACGUUCAACAGCUUCAGUCGUUCUUGGGAGCCGUUACCUGGUAUGGAAAAUUCUUACCCAGCGUAAAAGAUUUGCGGGGACCUCUAGACGAAUUGUUGUGCAAAGAAGUAAAAUUCGAGUGGAAGAUGGUUCACCAAAAGGCUUUCGAGAAGCUAAAGGAAGCCUUGUCGUCCGACCUGGCAUUGACCUAUUACGAUCCGAAGAAGAAGAUCAUCGUCGCGGCGGACGCAUCAAGCUAUGGCAUGGGGGCAGUAAUCAUGCACGAGUUGAACGACGGAACACUUAAGCCCAUCAUGCACGCCGCACGAUCGUUCAACAGCACAGAGAAAAACUAUCCGCAAGUUCAGCGUGAAGCAUUGGCAUUGACAUUUGCUGUCUCAAAAUUUCACCGGUACAUUUACGGCCGCGCCUUUGAGCUGCACACGGAUCACAAACCAUUAUUAGCAAUUUUUGGUUCAAAGAAAGGAAUCCCGGUCCACACCGCCAGUCGUCUCCAAAGAUAUGCGCUCAUCCUACUGGCUUACGACUUCACAAUUAAGUAUAUCAACACGAAGAGCUUCGCUUAUGCCGACUUCGUCUCACGUCUCAUUGCCAAUCACUGCAAGGUUAAGGAAGACGUCGUCAUCGGAAGUAUUGGGAACGUAAAGAUCAACGCACAGUCGCACCUCUCUGACAGGUCGAACGAGAAAAAACCCAAAGACGAUUAUGAAGAUACAAUCUGUUUUGCAAUCGACACUGCCCAUACUCUGCCAGUCACUUUCCAAAUUCUGAAGGAAGAAACAGGAAAUUGUGCAACGCUGAAAAUUGUAGCACAAUACAUCGAACAGGGGUGGCCUGAAACGAUCAAAAAAUUCACUAACCCUGAAGCCGCAAAAUUCUUUACAAGCAAAGAUUCACUUACAGUCAUCGAUGGCUGCAUAUUUUUCGGCGACCGCAUCGUCGUUCCCACUCGAUUGCGCAAGCAGAUCCUCUGCGAGUUGCAUCAAGGACAUCCCGGCACCGCUCGCAUGAGGCUGCUUGCAAAAAGCAAAGUUUUCUGGCCAAAGCUUGAUGUCGACAUCCAGGAGCUUGUACGACGUUGUAAGAAUUGCGCAACAAACGACAAAACACCGACGAAGUGCACGUUGCAAUCCUGGCCGAUCCCGCAGGGUCCAUGGUCAAGAGUACAUGUCGACUACGCGGGUCCCAUCAAUGACUUCAUGUAUUUGGUAGUCGUUGACGCAUUUAGCAACUGGCCGGAGGUAUUCAAGAUGACAACAACGACAUCAGCAAAGACAAUCGAUCGACUCGAAGAAGCAAUCGCACGACAUGGCUUGAUGGACACUCUGGUUAGCGACAACGGACCACAGGCCAACUAA
Molecule: messenger RNA, 2313 nt
Organism: Vollenhovia emeryi
Lineage: Eukaryota; Metazoa; Arthropoda; Insecta; Hymenoptera; Formicidae
Exons: 2
Coding region: 1-2313 (770 amino acids)
Biological process (GO): DNA integration
Molecular function (GO): nucleic acid binding
Source: RefSeq, a predicted model, not a curated record